Maudiozyma barnettii is the source of this 1350-nucleotide messenger RNA. RefSeq names its product histone deacetylase HOS2 (gene HOS2). The transcript has a single exon. Lineage: Eukaryota; Fungi; Ascomycota; Saccharomycetes; Saccharomycetales; Saccharomycetaceae. The record is from RefSeq and is a predicted model, not a curated record. The coding region runs from base 1 to 1350 and encodes 449 amino acids. Gene Ontology annotation, molecular function: histone deacetylase activity.
AUGACGAAUACCUUUACAUAUGAUAAGAAGACUACUUCAGAACAGCCACUGUUCGAGUUCAAUUCACCAUAUUCACCCAGAGUAUCGUAUCAUUUUAACCCUAAAGUAUCAAACUAUCAUUAUGGUGUAAGACAUCCUAUGAAACCAUUCCGUUUAAUGUUAACUGAUCAUUUGGUAUCAGGGUACGGCUUACAUAAGAUAAUGGAUUUAUAUGAAACAAGGAGUGCAACACCUGAUGAACUUCGUAAAUUUCAUUCUGAUGAUUAUGUGAAAUUUUUAUCGAAGGUUACACCUGAAAAUAUAAGUAAGAUGCCAAGAGGCACAUUUGAAAAGUUUAAUAUUGGUGAUGAUUGUCCUAUUUUUCAGAAUAUAUUUGAUUACAGUUCAUUAUAUGCAGGUGCAUCCUUAGAUGCUUCAACAAAAUUAAUAAAUGAUCAAUCUGAUAUUGCAAUAAAUUGGUCAGGUGGGUUACAUCAUGCUAAAAAGGGUAAUCCAUCCGGAUUCUGUUACAUUAAUGAUAUUGUACUUUCAGUUCUAAAUUUGUUAAGAUAUCACCCAAGAGUUCUUUAUAUUGAUAUAGAUUUACAUCAUGGAGAUGGUGUACAGGAAGCAUUUUAUACAACUGAUAGAGUCUUUACAGUAUCUUUCCAUAAAUAUAAUGGUGAAUUUUUUCCAGCAACUGGUGAUAUUAACGAAAUCGGUUGUUCAAAAGGUAAACAUUUUGCAAUGAAUGUGCCAUUAGAUGACGGUAUUGAUGAUGAAUCUUAUGUUACUUUAUUUAAGUCAGUGAUAGACCCAUUGAUUACGACUUAUAAACCUACGGUGAUAAUACAACAGUGUGGUGCAGACUCAUUAGGUCAUGAUAGAUUAGGAUGUUUUAAUUUAAACAUUAAGGCGCAUGGUGAAUGUGUUAAUUUUGUAAAAUCAUUUGGAAUCCCAAUGCUUGUUGUGGGAGGUGGGGGUUAUACUCCAAGAAAUGUCUCUAGAUUAUGGGCUCAUGAAACAGGUCUUUUAAAUAACGUGUUGCUCCCAAAAGAGUUACCGGAUGGGUUGCCGUUUAGGGACUCUUUCGGACCUGAUUAUACUCUCUAUCCGGUGUUAGAUGAUUUGUUCGAAAACAAAAAUUCCAAGAAAUAUUUGGAAGAUACUAGAAUACGUUGCUUGGAGAAUAUUAGAUAUUUACAAGGUGCACCAAGUGUUCGAAUGGAUGCGGAGCUAAUACCUACGCAGGAUAUAUCUGGAUUGACACCGGAUGAGGAGGAUGAAAUUAAUGAAAUGAAUGAAGAUGAUGACUUGUGGAGGUUAAACCAAAUCGAAAAAGAGAAUUCAAAAAUACGAGAGUUCAUGUAA